This is a messenger RNA of Daucus carota subsp. sativus, 905 nucleotides long. RefSeq names its product RNA polymerase II transcriptional coactivator KELP. Gene Ontology annotation, cellular component: nucleus; transcription regulator complex. Gene Ontology annotation, molecular function: DNA binding; transcription coactivator activity. Gene Ontology annotation, biological process: positive regulation of transcription initiation by RNA polymerase II. NCBI's taxonomy places the organism in Eukaryota, Viridiplantae, Streptophyta, Magnoliopsida, Apiales, Apiaceae. The record is from RefSeq and is a predicted model, not a curated record. Bases 110 to 646 code for a protein of 178 amino acids. The transcript has 3 exons.
UUGUUUUUUUAAUUCUCCCCAAAACACCUCUCCGCUUUCCCCCGCAGGCCCGCACACAAUACUUUCUUGUUUCCUGUUUAAACCCUAGAAUCCCGAAACACAGAAAUCAAUGGCGGAGAAAGAGGAACUUACAGCUGAACAGAAGAUGAUUGAAGAGAAAGUGAUAGAGAUUCUCAAAAGCUCCGACAUGGACAAGACUACCGAAGCUAAGGUUCGUAAAUUGGCUUCGGAGCAGCUAGAUCUCGAUCUCUCUCAACCUGAUUACAAAUCAUUUGUGCGCGGAGUUGUUAAUUCGUACAUUGAGCAUCUAGAGGACCAGGAAAAUCAAAAGGAAGAGCAAGAAGAGAAAGGAGAGGAAGAAGAAGUGGUAGCAGAGGAGAAUGAAGAGGAAGGAGAGCAAGGCCAAGGCGCGAUGGAGUAUGAUGACAACGGCGAUCUCAUCAUUUGUCGUUUAUCGAGUAAGAGGAGGGUAACCUGGGGAGAGUUUAAAGGGAGAAACUUUCUGUCCAUAAGGGAGUACUACGACAAAGAGGGAAAAGAGUUACCUUCCGCUAAAGGAAUAGCCUUGACUGCUGAGCAGUGGGCAUGCUUGAAGGAGAACGUUCCUGCUAUUGAAGAGGCCAUCAAGAAAAUCAGUUCAAGUUGAGCUGAUAGUUAUGCACACCUGGAUAUAUGGUGUAGAUGUGGUCAUUGAUGGGUAUUAGGUGAUUGGUAUGUCAUAAUUUUGUUUCGAUGCCCUAGGAUUAUGUGGUGUUUUGAAAAUUUCAGAUAAUCAGAUGUAGCAAUCAAAAGACUUUGUAUCGCAUUACAUGACCAAUGUACCCAAUCAGUCUAGAAAUAGUGACGACUAACAUCACUUGCCUAGUUGCAUGACAUUUCUGUUAAUAUAUUAAUCUUCUUUGGCA